Molecule: messenger RNA, 2118 nt
Organism: Echinops telfairi (small Madagascar hedgehog)
Lineage: Eukaryota; Metazoa; Chordata; Mammalia; Afrosoricida; Tenrecidae
Gene: ADAM7
Product: ADAM metallopeptidase domain 7
Exons: 18
Coding region: 1-2118 (705 amino acids)
Biological process (GO): proteolysis
Cellular component (GO): plasma membrane
Molecular function (GO): metalloendopeptidase activity
Source: RefSeq, a predicted model, not a curated record
AUGAUUCCUGGAUACAUACUUUUGAUGAUUUUAUUAAUUUCUCAGUUUAAAGAAAAAAUAAUCCUUGGAGUAAAUGGUCAAGAACUAGUUUAUCUUAAAAGGCUACCUCUGGUGCACAAGCGAGAUGUGGAGCACAUGCAUGAUUCUGGCAUACAGGAAGCCUAUGAAGAAGAAUUGAUGUAUGAACUAGUGCUAAACAGGAAAACCAUAAUCCUUCACCUUGUAAGAACAAGAGAACUCCUAUCCUCAAAUUACAGUGAAAUCUACUCUUCCACAAAAGGAGAGAUGAUUCGGCAUCCUCAAAUCACGGAACAUUGUUUUUACCAAGGAUCCAUCACACAUGUAGUAGAUUCUGCGCUCAGUAUCAGUACAUGUAAUGGUCUGAGGGGAUUCUUCAGGCUGAAAGAACAAAGGUACCUCAUUGAACCGGUGAAAUACACAGAUGAAGGCGAGCAUUUGGUGUUCAGAUAUAACCCGAAGGUGCAUUAUGCCGCCAAUUAUUCCUGCACGGAGCUCAAUUUUACCAAGAACGCGGUCCCAAAUACUAAGUCUAUGCAAAACAAAAUGGAAUAUCGCAGGAAUAAUCAUCCUUAUGAUAAACUAAGGAACCGGAUUUUGGGAAUGGUCAAUUUUGUCAAUAUGAUUUACAAAACAUUGAACCUUUAUGUGACAUUGGUUGGGUUUGAAGUGUGGACAAAUGAAGAUAAAAUCAAAGUAGAUGCAAACAUAGAAACCACUUUGUCAAGUUUUUCAUCUUGGCAAGAAACAGUCCUUAAAAAGAGGGGGACAUUUGAUCACGUUGUGUUGCUCAGUGGGAAAUGGCUCUACACAAAUGCACAAGGAACUUCUUAUCCAAGGGGUAUGUGCCUGCCCUAUUACUCUUCCAGUGUCGUGAAGGUAGGCUAUGUUUCAUUUAUUUUACUUGAACUCCGCAGAGAGAUUCAAUUAAAUUUCUAUAACUCCCAAUGUCUGAUUAAAGGGGGCAUCCCUGCAUUAAAAUUUAGCAAAUGCAGCAAAAACCAAUACCUGACUUACCUGAAGGAUCAUAAACCGCCAUGCCUUAUGGAAGUUGCAUUUUCUGAUCAAUUCACUGAUUUCCCAUAUUGUGGAAACAAGAAGUUGGAUGAAGGAGAGGAGUGUGACUGUGGCUCCAUUCAGGAAUGUGCUAAUUCUUGCUGCGAUGCAGAAAAAUGUAUGUUGAAGCCAGGAUUUACUUGUGCAGAAGGAGAAUGCUGCAAAUCUUGUCAGCUGAAAGAAGCAGGGGCCAUGUGCAGACCAGCAAGAGAUGAGUGUGAUUUUCCUGAAGUGUGUACUGGCCACUCCCCUAGGUGUCCUAAAGAUCAAUUCCAAGAAAAUGGAUCUCCUUGCAAGAAUUCGGAAGGCUACUGCUUCAUGGGGAAAUGUCCCACCCGGGAUGAGCAGUGCUCCGAAUUGUUUGAUGAUGAGGCAAAAGGAAGUCAUGAUAUCUGUUACGAAAUGAAUAGAAAUGGAAAUGCAUAUGGAUACUGCAAAACCACAAAAAGCAGCUUUGUUUCCUGCAAAGAGAGCGAUGUCAAAUGCGGGAAGAUCUACUGCACAGGAGGAAAGCACUCCCCUCACUGGGGAGAAGAUAAGAUCUACCGCCUUCAAGUUCCAAAGAAGAAUGCUACCAUUGAAUGCAAAACCUUCUUUUUUUACCAAAAUGCUAAUGAUGUGGGCCUGGUUGCUCCUGGAACAAAGUGUGGAGAAGGAAUGGUGUGCCACCAUGGUGAAUGUGUCUGCAUCAAAGACGUCUACAAUGCCACCAAUUGCUCCUUCCAGUGCAAUGAAAAUGCCGUGGAUGGUCAUGAAGUGGAUUGCCAGUGUGAAGAACAAGGGUCUCUAGACUGGGAAGAAACCUUAAAUGUUACCAAUAUCAUCAUCCUGGUUGUGGUUCUUGUGCUAGUUGUUGUCGGUGUUGGGGUUGUCAUAUUAUUAAUUCGUUACCAAAAAUGUAUUACGUUGAAGCAAGUCCAGAGCCCACCUGGAGAUAUACAUGGAGUAGAGAAUAAAGCAUACUUUGGUGAUGAGCCACAGACAAGAAAUGAUCCAGCCUUACCGGAUAUCCAUCCCCUACACGUAAGGAGUAUUAAUUUGUAA